AUGUCAGGAAGCGGCGACCCCAUCGAGGCGGCCAUCUUGCACGGCAUUGAUGCGCAACCUGCCUCGUCGUAUCGCGAGGACCGCCGAGCAGCAGCAGCGGCGGCACAGGGUUCCGACCACUCUGCUCCCAACACCGACGACGAGCUCGGAUCGGACUUGCCCGACGACGACGAUGAUGGUGAUUACUUCAACGACGAUGACGAUGCAGAUGCUCCGUCGUCUCGCUCUGCUGCUGUGGACAGCAGCGCCAUCAAAGGCCUCCAACGCUCGCGUACUGCCAACCGUGGUGAGGAGGGCGCGUCCAAUACCGGCCCGAAAGGCGUGCUGCGCGAUCGACAGCUUCGAGCACAACAAGAGUCAGCCGCACGCUCCGCCUCCAUUCACGCUACUAACCGACAGAUGCAAGCCAUGGCGCUGUCAUCCGAGACGUACGCCGAGCAGGUCGCCCGAGAGAAACGCGAGCACGCUGAACGGCUGCAGCGUGAGAACCGCGACACGGACGACGACGACGACGAGCACGACGCAGUGAGCCAGACCGCCAUCGCCGACCUGCAGGCCAAAGAGCGACGUCGAGAGAUGCGUAUUUCCGAGCUCAAGUCGUUCCACUCUGCUCGCCACAGCGCGCUCAUCUCGGGCGACCCGGCUUCAGCCUUCCCCUCAGCGACACCAAGCAGCGAUCGAUACUUUGGCCAUCUGCGCGAAGUCGACGAACGCGGAUACGUCGCUUCGAUCGACAACGAAGACCCGCAUGUCACCAUCAUUAUCCACAUCUACUCGAAAGCCGUUGCUCAGUGCAACGCGCUCACCGCCUCGCUGGCCUCGCUUGCACGCGUAUACCCCCACACCAAAUUCCUCCAGGUCCAAGCGGCAGCCAUUGGCUUCGGUCGUUCGGGGGACGAGGAUGAAGAGGAUGGCGAGGAAGAGUUUGACGAGUACAACUCAAAGACGCUCCAGGUGCUGCCGACCGUGUUGGUGUACACGGCGGGAAAGCUGGUAGCCAAUUUGGUGAGGUUAGACUUGGAUCCGUUGUGGCGUCAGGGUACGGAGCAGGAUGUGAGAGAUCUGCUGCUGUCGCAUGGCGCGUUGCCGUCGGAGAAUGCGGGGAAAACGAGAGCGCCGACGAAUACGAGUGCCAAUGGCCAUGAUGAUGAUGACACUUGA
Messenger RNA from Sporisorium graminicola, 1161 nucleotides. RefSeq lists its product as uncharacterized. The transcript has a single exon. The record is from RefSeq and is a predicted model, not a curated record. Gene Ontology annotation, biological process: regulation of G protein-coupled receptor signaling pathway. Bases 1 to 1161 code for a protein of 386 amino acids. NCBI's taxonomy places the organism in Eukaryota, Fungi, Basidiomycota, Ustilaginomycetes, Ustilaginales, Ustilaginaceae.